This is a messenger RNA of Frankliniella occidentalis (western flower thrips), 2862 nucleotides long. RefSeq names its product allatostatin-A receptor-like. The record is from RefSeq and is a predicted model, not a curated record. Gene Ontology annotation, cellular component: membrane. Gene Ontology annotation, molecular function: G protein-coupled receptor activity. NCBI's taxonomy places the organism in Eukaryota, Metazoa, Arthropoda, Insecta, Thysanoptera, Thripidae. Gene Ontology annotation, biological process: G protein-coupled receptor signaling pathway.
GGAGCAGCCGCUGCCAGAGUUGAGUCAGUCUCAGUAGCGGCCAGGCCCCGCGCGCACGAGGUUGUCUGCUCCGCGCGCCCGGCCUCUGCGCAGCCCUACUCUCCCGCUCGGCCGCUCUUCUCCGCGAGUCGAGUCCGCCCCUCUCUCGGGCCCCCCAGCUCGUGGCCCUCAGGGCCCCUCUCUUUGUCGUCGUCGACCCCCUAGAACUCCCCGGUGCCCGCCUCUCCCCCCAAGGUCCCCGACACAUCCCCCGUGGCCUCCAGCGGCCACCGCGGCCACCUAGAGGACGCCGCCGGCGAGGCGCGCUGCUAACCUGUUGCAGGCCCACUCGCACUGCUUGUCGUCGCUCAGGAUGCGGCGGCCGGGCCACUAGUUGUGUCUGAGUGUGUGUGUGUUCGUGAACUUGUCUUUGGUGCGACUGACUGCUGUGCCGGCCGCAGGGCCCCGUGUGUUCCACCACCGCGUCGUUCCACAUCCACUUCGACGUUCACAUCCAGAUCGAGCAGGUGAAUUUCAACCCUCCCCCGCCUGGAGGACGCGGGUGACUUAGCCUCUGCCGAUGAUUAACUAUUCCCGCCGGCAAGGUUGCGUGCGGUGCAGAGCUGCUUCGGCGGCUCCGCCUGGCUUCGCCUGGCUCUGGGCGGACAGGGCGCCUGGCGCCGGCGGAUUAGGAGGUGGCAGCAGAGUUCAGCAACUUCCCUCCUACUGGACGUACCACCCGGCGAGGGCUAACGGAAAGCUCUAUGAACAAACGACGGGAGCCUCUCGUGACCCUGAGCGCGUGCGCGGGUGCUGCCGCUGCCGCUGCUGCUGGAGAUGAGAGGGAGUGGAUCAGGCUGCUCGGGGCCGCUGCUCGGGCGCACAGGAAUGGACCGCUGCUAGUCGGUUUGGCUGCAGCAUGACGGCGCCGCCACUGGUGGGUGAGGCCCUGGGCGAGGCCGGCGCGUCCGGCCCGCCCGCCGGGCUGCCCGACGUGGCCGGGCUCGGGGUGCGCGGCGCCCUCGGCUACCUGGUGGACUGCAACAACAUGACGGACGACGCCAGCCCCAUCAUCUGCAUGCCGAUGGUCUUCAACAGCACGGACUCGGAUGAACAGAUCGGACCCCUCAUGCAGAAGGUCGUCUCCAUCGUCGUGCCCCUCAUCUUCCUAGCCAUCGUGGUGGUCGGACUCAUCGGCAACGCCUACCGGACGGAGCGCAACGCCUCCAUCGCCAUCCUGGUCAUGUGGUGGAUCAUCCUGGUGAUCUCCAUCCCGGCCUACAUCCAGCACGGCGUCGUGCACUACAACUAUGACGAGACGGACAACUCGCACUGCAUCUUCUUGCAGGUGGACGACCACAUCCGGCCCGACGGCUACAGCGUCUUUACCUUUAGGAUCUGGUUCUUCGUGUUCGCAUACGUGCUGCCGCUCAUGGCCAUCGUGGGCCUGUACCUCUUCAUGCUGACGCGCCUGUGGCACGGCGUGGCGCCCGGCGGCCGCGUGUCGGCAGACAGCCGGCGCGGCAAGAAGCGCGUCACGCGCAUGGUGGUCGUCGUGGUCGCCAUCUUUGCCACCUGUUGGGCGCCCAUACAGGUCAUUCUGGUGCUCAAAAGCAUGGACCUGUACCUGAUCAACCAAUACACGCUCGUGCUGCAGAUCUUCAGCCAGGUGCUGGCCUACAUGAACUCGUGCGUCAACCCCAUCCUGUACGCCUUCCUGUCGGAGAACUUCCGCAAGGCCUUCUGGAAGGUGGUGUCGUGCGGCACGCCGCAGCAGCUGCCCGAGCAGCGCAACGGCCGCCUGCUGGCCGAGAAGUCGACGCGCACCACGGCCACCACGACGCGCGCCAACGGCUCCAGCCUCGACAUCUUGUGAGGGUCGGCCCCGGCCGGGGCGCAGCUGGCGCAGCAGCACCACGCCCCCGGCAACGGCGCCCACAUCACCGCCGAGGACUUUGUGUAGGCAGGCAGGAGGACCUUGAGCGGCGCGCGCGCGCCCCCACCUCGUGGACCUCGCCCCGCCGCGCCGCCCCGCCGCCCCGCCGCGCCGCGCCCCGCCGUGCGGUGUCCUUCGUGAGCCCCCGGACCGUCGCCCGGCCCCAGGACCCCCACGGGGGUCGCAUCCCCCCGCGGGUCCUCGGCCGGCGCGGCGCCCGCUGAAGGGACCGCCCCGCGGUGGCGGCGCCGCGGAGGGGUCUAUAGUAGCGCGAAGGGCGCGCGCCCACGACCGUCCAGCAGCUCAGUUUUGAAAAAGAAGAAUAAUAAUCCUGCCUUUGUGCACGCUCCGGCCGCGCCGCCGAGGCGCCCGCGCGAGAGUGGGCAAAAGCCCGACUACUUGUGGUUGUGGCGCGGGCUGGGCGGCGGUGGCGAUGGCGCCCCCCGGGAUAUACACACAGCGCUGCUGUCUUUCCUCCUCAUUCUUCCGACUUUCAUUUAGGCCCUGCCGAUAGCCAGCCCGGCCGCCUUUGUCUCGUGACGGCGCGGGGCCGGCCGGGCCGGGCGACAUUAACCGUGCCGGUGGCCUAGUGAGGGCGCCGCCUUUCAUUCCGCCAGAGGGCCAAAAAAAUAUAUGAAAGUAGGACGGAAUAAGACGGGGAUGGGAAAGAAAAAAAAAUAUACCGGGAGAAGUUUGGGUCUCUGCCGAGGCUUGUUGUGAUGAUGAUAAUGAGGCUGUCGCUGAUAUCGGCCCCAGACGCCACCAGAGAGGAGGAAAGACGAGUAGAAAUUAGAGAGAGAAAAAAGUGAAUUGUUCGCUCCAUUGUGUCGUUAUUGUGUCUAAUACGCCGUAUCGGUUUUGGAUAGAUGAUAUCUCUCACACACACCCUCAUUUCUCUACUACUUAUUUUUGUACCAUAAAAAUGUGUAAUAUAUGUGUAAUUAUUA